Molecule: messenger RNA, 900 nt
Organism: Aspergillus chevalieri
Lineage: Eukaryota; Fungi; Ascomycota; Eurotiomycetes; Eurotiales; Aspergillaceae
Gene: sdh2
Product: succinate dehydrogenase iron-sulfur protein subunit SDH2
Exons: 3
Coding region: 1-900 (299 amino acids)
Biological process (GO): aerobic respiration; tricarboxylic acid cycle; respiratory electron transport chain
Cellular component (GO): mitochondrial membrane
Molecular function (GO): electron transfer activity; 2 iron, 2 sulfur cluster binding
Source: RefSeq, a predicted model, not a curated record
AUGGCUGCCCUUCGCUCGACUUCGCGCCUCUUCGCCUCCUCGAGGCCCCUCUUCCGUCCUGCCGUCUUUGCUCGUUCCUACGCGACCGUCGAGAGAGAUAACCCGACGACUGCCACCGGAUAUGCCAACCCCAAGACCAUUCCCGCGACCCAGACCUCCGAUGUUGCAGAGCAAAAGCCCUCCCCCGAUGCUCGCAUGAAGACCUUCCACGUCUACCGCUGGAACCCGGACCAGCCCACCGAGAAGCCCAAGAUGCAGAGCUACCAGUUGGAUCUGAACAAGACCGGUCCCAUGAUGCUGGAUGCGCUCAUCCGCAUCAAGAACGAACUCGACCCGACCUUGACUUUCCGGAGAAGCUGCAGAGAGGGUAUCUGUGGAAGUUGCGCCAUGAACAUUGACGGUGUCAACACUCUUGCUUGUUUAUGCCGCAUUCCGACCGAGACCACCCAACAGUCGCGCAUCUACCCAUUGCCUCACAUGUACGUGGUCAAGGACUUGGUCCCUGACUUGACCCACUUCUACAAGCAGUACAAGUCGAUCAAGCCGUACUUGCAGCGUGACACUCCUGCCGAGGACGGCCUUGAAUUCCGCCAAAGCCCCGAGGACCGGAAGAAGCUGGACGGUCUCUACGAAUGCAUUCUGUGCGCCUGCUGCUCGACCUCGUGUCCCUCGUACUGGUGGAACAGCGAGGAGUACCUCGGACCCGCCAUUCUCCUGCAGUCGUACCGGUGGUUGGCCGACUCGCGUGACGAGCGCAAGGCCGAGCGCAAGGCCGCUCUGGACAACAGCAUGAGUGUGUACCGUUGCCACACCAUUCUCAACUGCUCGCGGACCUGCCCCAAGGGUCUGAACCCGGCUUUGGCGAUUGCUCAGAUCAAGAAGGAGCUUGCUGCGCCAUAG